Molecule: messenger RNA, 496 nt
Organism: Suillus discolor
Lineage: Eukaryota; Fungi; Basidiomycota; Agaricomycetes; Boletales; Suillaceae
Exons: 2
Coding region: 68-250 (60 amino acids)
Source: RefSeq, a predicted model, not a curated record
CAUCAUGAAGUUGUUCAAGAAGAAACCCGCGAACUGAUGCGCCAGAUUCAGUAGAAAUGUAUCGAGUAUGAUACAGAGUGGAAGCUCUCCAUUAUCGAGCUUAUCGUGCCCAGACUCAAUCGUAGUGGGUAUGAGAGGCCAGCAUGGCAUGAUGCAAGUGUUUGGUGCGGCAGGCGUGGGCAGCAUGUCAAAGUAUUGUCUUUUGAAUUCCCCCUUGCUCAUCAUUGUCGUUCGCCCAGAGAGAACUUAGGUCGAAAAAAGUACUCGUCAAGUGACAAGCCGAUCCAAAGAGAGGUAGCCAUUUUGACAAGCAGGCCUUUAUAUGCUGCUGCGAUGCGCCUGCUCAUACGAUCCCUCGGAUUGCAGAUUUACGAGGGCGAAGACGCAGAAUAUACAGAGUAUUCCGAUGUCUACCUGUCACAUGAGCGUGAUAAAUUUCAUUUUAUCUGUUUUUCUGCCACAGUUGUACAUAUUCACUCUGUACCCAUAGUCAACC